This is a messenger RNA of Eremothecium cymbalariae DBVPG#7215, 1695 nucleotides long. RefSeq names its product Ddc1p (gene DDC1). The record is from RefSeq and is a predicted model, not a curated record. Gene Ontology annotation, cellular component: condensed nuclear chromosome; checkpoint clamp complex. NCBI's taxonomy places the organism in Eukaryota, Fungi, Ascomycota, Saccharomycetes, Saccharomycetales, Saccharomycetaceae. The transcript has a single exon. Bases 1 to 1695 code for a protein of 564 amino acids. Gene Ontology annotation, biological process: DNA replication checkpoint signaling; mitotic intra-S DNA damage checkpoint signaling; cellular response to ionizing radiation.
AUGUCUUUCAAAGCUUUAAUAUCCUCUUCGAACAAGCAAUUCAUAUGGUCUAGAGUUAUUCAGACUUUAUCAUCCAUCAAUGAGAGCAUAAGGUUUACGAUCACUUCAGAUGAAUUAAUAUUGUGGUCUAUGAACUCUACGGAUACUACUAUGUGUGAAAUAAGGUUAGAAGCAGAAUUUUUUGAUGAAUAUAGCUUUGAACCUGGUUUAAUUGUAUUUGGAGAGGAGGGAGUUCAAAAUUUUAAGGAUCUAAGAGGUGUUGAACAUAAAAUGUAUUCGUUUCAGAUCAAUGGUCGCCACCUUUCCAUUCUAUCGCGUAAACCCGAUAAUGACAAUAUUAAAGAAUUCAUGCUGGUAAUUGACAAUACUACAAUAUGCCCUGAAGCCGUUGCAAAUAGGCUGCAAAUACGAAUUUAUACGGAGGCAUUAAUGACAAAGGAAUUUAACCCAGGUUUCCAACCAAUCAAAUAUGAUCCCGUAGUAAUCGAUCUAAAAUAUAAAAAGAAGUUUUUGGAUGUAUAUGCUGCUAGCGCCGAGACGCAGACUUCUGAUACCCUUGAUCCACGGUUAAUAGAUUACUUUGGAACAGUUAGGAAGCAGCUGGACCAGGCCAAAUUUAACCAAGGAAUUGUAGAUAUAGUAAGACCUAAGGAGCUUCUGCCGGCGGAUGAAAUUAAUUUCAUUAGUAUGGAUGGAUUGAUAUGGAAGAACUUUAUUGAUACAUGUAAUAACAUAACUGAAGAGAUCAGGUUAGAUUUAAAUGAAAACAAAAUGAUAAUUACGGCAUUCACAAGGGGUGUUUACAACUUAAAAACGCAGGAUGUAUUAAAACAAGCUGUCAGUAUAAGCAAUUCCGUGAACGCAAACGAUCUGGAACACUAUUGUCUAUUCACAACUUCACAGGAACAACAUAAAUAUGGGAGAGAUGGUCCUACCAAGCGUACUGUGUUUAAACUGAAAGAUUUCAAAAACUUUUUCAAUGCGAAUCAGGCAUGGAAAGACCAUUCUGUGGUAAAUUGUUGGUUUUGUUUGCCUGGGGACCCCAUAGUUUUUGAGAUGGAUAGAACUGGAGUCAAGCUAUCUUUGAUUCAAAUUACCGAUAAUAAUGCAAACUACGAACCUAGUGUUAAGGAUACUGUAAUACAUCCAAUAAUGAGAUCUCCCAAGAAAACCCACAGCCCGCUGAAGGCUGCAAAUCCAUGGAAGAAGACGGUACAACCUAUUGAAAAGACUUCUUUUGAACCCCCUGUUUUAAAAACCGCAGACAGCAUUAAAAAAUUGUUUGUUCAGGAGAGUCAACUAUCUGACCAACCUUUUAACUUAAGUCAGAACAAUCCAACCAACGGAAGCAACCCAAUGAGGCAUAACUACGACAAUCACAAUGUCCAUAUUGAUAUUAAUGACCUGCCAUGUCCUAAUGACGGACUGGACGGCAAUGUAGAACACAGAAAUGAUAGGUCUGGUACCGUAAUUGCUUGGGGUGCUACCGAGGUAAGAGAACCUAGUCCUGUUACAGACCAAAAAACAAUGCUACAGAAAGAAAAGCUAAAAUAUUUGGCCAACUUAAAGAGAAGAAAACUAGAAAACGGCAAAUUCGAGCCAGGAGAACAGGAUGAAGCCCAAAGCAACGAAGCUCAUGGAGCGGGAUGGAUUUGGUCCUACUCAACAAUAUCAACAAGAGGCUUGUUUGGCUAA